AAGCCAUCCUCCCAGCGGCACCGGUAGGCGGCCGCAUUUGAUCAAUUGACGUCAGCCGGCAUCUUCCAUGCCACUUGCCCCCCUUAGGAAGCUGUUCCGCUUCAGGCGCAUCCUGCUGACCACGUCCACUUCGCCUGCCUUGGGAAGGGUAGCCUUAUUUCUCUCAAUCCCACAUAACACACAUUGAGAGAGAGAAAAAGAGACCUAGCAACAAACCCCCGAUACUCACUCACGCCUUCACCUACCGCCAUCUUACCGCCAUCUUCUACACCAUCUCAACAGCCAGCCGCCAAGAUCGAUGAGUAACCUCCAAGCUCGCUCGCUCUUUCGGCCCAUCGUCCUCAUCGUAGCCCUCAUCUUCGUCCUCUCAACCUGGAAUCGCAGCGGUUCCUCCCGAGACACCAUGGCGGAAGAGAACCAGCACGCCGGCGCGCUAUCCAAGCUCGCACUCCGCAUCCGUCAGACGUCGGAAAAACCUCCCACCCUAUCCUUCUCCGUGGAAAACAAGCACGACGCCCCGCUGACCAUCCUCCGCUGGAACACGCCCCUCGACCCCCUCGCCAUCCAAGUCGGCCUCGUCUCCAUCACGCCCGAGGGCAAGAGCGAACCGAUCGAGGUCCACACUGUUCAGCUCCGCCGGAUCAUGCCGCCGCGCCCAGAGGACCUCGUCACCCUCCAGCCCGGUGAGAGCCAGGAGCAGGAGAUUGUCCUCAAGGAGCCCAUCGUGGCGCUCGAUUCGCUCGGCAAGACGGCACGGGUGGCUGUCAAGGGCAAGUGGCAGGUUGUUUGGCCCACGACGGCGGACAAGCUUAGUCAGGCAACGCUUGAGAAGUUGCAGUUUGGCGAAGGGGUCUUGACGGGUGAAUUCGAAAGUGAGACGAUCGAUGUCACGAUUGGUUAGGACGUCUCGGCAAGUUAGUCAAGUCACACGAUAUCGAUAUUUUCUCGUUUUCUCGUUACACCACCCGUCAAACUAUUGCAAACUGUCGAUUCAUUUCCUCCUUCCUCCCUCUCUGAUUCAGUAUGAUAUUCCUAUCGUGACCUAGUCCUAAGCAUACGUCCGUUUGUCGAAUCCAGGCACCCUGUCACGCGAGAGCUUCUUUGCAAACAUCAAAAACAACGUGUCUCGAAAACGUGGCCUGGGCAUAGUCUACGGGCGAACCUGGCCGACCAGCUGAGUGUGACGACAAGGCAAAUCACAUUGUUCUGGAAGGGCCUGUGUAAGCAAGCACAGGAAACGUCCAAGUCAGGAUGUCUCAGAGGAAUAUGCCGUGUUCGGACUAGCUAGCUCUAACUCUUCUAGGAUCGGGAGGCACCUUACCCCAUUUCUCUUCUUUGAGGCUGGUCUAAAGUCCUCGCGCCCGUGUGCCCUUCAUCCUGUCCUUCCUCUCCUUGCCGACUCUCGGGAGCAGGAUUUCGGCUUCAAUCUAAGUCACAUCGGCCGAUGCCCGGGGCGGACGGGAAGAUAGUCUCAGAUCACCACCAACAACUAGGUAUCCCGCUCCGAUUGCCGUGGAUCGUGGACGACGACACUCCAGUAGUCGACUUUAGCACCUGUAGAGGCAAUAUCAACAAGGCGCCAAACAACUACCGAACCUUUAGAGCCCGGAGAGGCGUUGCCUCUUCGGACAAAGCGGCCAAUCUAACAAAUCGACGGCCUCGAGACUGGAAGCCCGCCGGCCCCAAUGUCUCGGUGCUGUCGUUCAAGCCCCCGCCCACACCGCCCGUCCGCCGUUCUCUUCUAUUGACAGACGGCUAAUACCAAAGAGCCCUGGAUCUUCUCGCCACAUCGCUGUCAGCAAUGGGACGGUCGAGACCCGGUCCCGCCUCGUGCGGACCACGUUAGUCCCUCGUGAGAAAACGCUUUCUCCGAAUGUCAUCCUCUUUCUCUGCUGCCAUGAGGGUUGUAAGCAUGGCUUUUCCAACUUCCGCAUGCAGUUCAAAUGUGUCCUUCGUUCCCCUCCAAUACUGAUCAAAAGACCAUCACGGUUCCACAGACUAGAGAGGUCGAAUAUAGGCCCGGACCCUGGAGAAUUCGGAACCCACUCCGACGUGCCAUGCAUUUGAAGGGGGGUUGCCACCCUCUCUAGAGUAGGGCCGUUACUUUAGAAAAACCGAUUUACUGUCCCAAGACGUACUCUCUUUCCGCAUCCAUCAAGCACGUUCACGCGUCUUCCACGUUCACGGCGGUCUGAGGCUAGACCCACGCAAAAGGACCACGAGCAUCGUUGAAGACGGAGAACUUCUUCCAGCAGAAGUCCACGCGGUCCACGGCUUCAACUGCCGUGACUGAGACACCACGCAGACCAGAGUCGAGAACACUGAUGACGAAGUCUCUUGCUUACAUUUGAUAUGUGGUUGAAGUCGGAGUUCACUAGUUCAUCGAGUAGCGGGUUUAGACAGAGAGUCCAGGGACUUGCUGCAGGUUGUUUUCGUCAAGUGCGACGGUUAGCAACUCAAUGUAAAUGGCAC
Messenger RNA from Colletotrichum scovillei, 2472 nucleotides. RefSeq lists its product as uncharacterized. The record is from RefSeq and is a predicted model, not a curated record. The transcript has a single exon. NCBI's taxonomy places the organism in Eukaryota, Fungi, Ascomycota, Sordariomycetes, Glomerellales, Glomerellaceae. The coding region runs from base 299 to 901 and encodes 200 amino acids.